Messenger RNA from Leptosomus discolor (cuckoo roller), 1458 nucleotides. The record is from RefSeq and is a predicted model, not a curated record. Lineage: Eukaryota; Metazoa; Chordata; Aves; Leptosomiformes; Leptosomidae.
AUGUCGAUUAUCGAAGAUGUGAUUGAAGGUGUGCGGGAACUCUUUGCAGAGGAGGGUUUAGAGGAACAGGUUCUGAAAGACUUGAAGCAGCUUUGGGAAACCAAGGUGAUGCAGUCUAAAGCAACAGAAGGCUUCUUCAGACACAGCCACCAUUCUCCACAGUUUACCCUACAGUUGCCGCACAAUUUUCACCGCGUUCUGCAGGCUUCAGCAGCAUCUUUAGUCAUCCCAGCUGGCAGGGGUUUUCAGCAUUUCACGGCGGCAGCAGACCUGGGCGCUUCACAAGUGGGUGCGACUCUCACUCUCCCUUCGGGUAUUGCUUAUCCUAUACAUGUACCAGCUGGAGUGACACUACAGACAGCAUCUGGGCACCUUUAUAAGGUAAAUGUGCCCGUUCUGGUUACACAGGCCUCAGGAGAUCCAAGUAUUCUACAUCAUCCUGUUCAGCAGAUAUUUCAGCCCCUUGGGGAACCUUCAAUUCUGCAAGCCAAUGUUUCCAGUGUUGCACAGGUGAAUGCAUCUUCUGCGCAGGCAGCUGCUGAAACAUUGCAGCCCCAGGAGACUGCUGUCCAACAGACCAUGGAAUUUCAACCAAAUGUUAUGGAAAAAAGCCAUCUGGAGAACUCUGCCGAUACUACAUUGGUCCAGCAGCCUUCUGUGAGUCAGCAGCAACUUGCAACUAAUGCAGUGUUGAAUCAGUGUGCAGACUCAACAGAAAAAUCCCAGCAUGGCGAUCUUCACACAGCUGUGCUUACUCCAGAAUCCUCUGAACGGUUUUCUCCUCCUGAAUCCUUGGCAAACAACUCGAGCAGUGUACUGCUGGAUAUGGAGGGGCAGUUAGACAUUGAGCCUCAGGAGUUGGAGCAACAGCAGGUGCCUGAUGAUAUCAUUGAGCUGAUUAUCAUGGACAAAGGUUUGGAUGAUAACACUGUUCUGAAAGAUCAAGACAGCGUUGCUUCCUCUGACAAGAUGGAACUUACUGAGCAGAUGGAAUCCAAUUUACGAUCAGAGAAGGAUAUCUGCAGUGACAUUGAAGGCAUAAUUCAGCUAGAUGGUACUGGUGACGUUUCUCCCAAGGAAGAAAUACCACAUAUAAAAGAUAGAGAAGAGAAUGAAUUCAUUGGCAUUAUUGAAUCAGAGGAUCUAAAAGUUCUGGAGGAUGAGGAAGACAAGGAUGAAGACUGUGACAGUAUUUCAAACACGGAGGCUAGCAGCAGUGGUGGUGAUAAUGAAGAGCCCCAAAUAGAUACAGUUGAGGAGGACCCCUUAAAUUCUGGUGAUGAUGUCAGUGAACAGGACAUUCCAGACUUGUUUGACACCGACAAUGUGAUAGUUUGUCAGUAUGACAAGAUUCAUCGAAGUAAGAACAAAUGGAAGUUCUACUUAAAAGAUGGAGUGAUGUCCUUUAAGGGUAAAGACCAUGUUUUUGCAAAAGCCAUUGGAGAUGCAGAGUGGUGA